UAACAAAUCGGUGAAUUGAAUGAAAUUAAAUUCAGCGGCAGAAGAGAAAUAGAAAAACUAGGAGGAAACUGGGUUUACUGAUGUGCGAUAAGUACGUGGAGAGAUGGGGAAGCGGCGGUUAGGUUGUCUGAAGUUGCUGAAUUAGUUGUUUCUGAGUGUUGAGGUGAGAUAACGUCAGAGCCCGAUCCGCAGGGCUGAUAGGAGCAACCGCUCUGCAGCCUGCAGCGCAGAUAAAAGACCACUGAACCUCCUGAGGGCCCACUUUCACUCACCAGGCCCUAGAGCAACAGGCUGAGGACGGACUGCUGCCUAUUCAGAGACUCACCAUGGCCACAGAAGAAAACGGAGUAUCCGACAGGUCUUUCCUUGUGGGGAAGAAGACGGACCUCAUUGAGGCCAAACGUACCAACAUCACUGCGGGGGAUAGGGACCUUAUCGUCAUUCAUCACCAGGGGACCUUUUACGCAAUGGACCAGCACUGCUAUCAUGCAGGUGGAUCAUUGUUAAAUGGCGAUAUUGAGGAAUUUAACAGCAAGCUGUGUAUCGUGUGUCCAAAGCACAAGUACAAGAUCAGUCUGGAGGAGGGGGAGGGGCUGUACAAGGCCUGUAAUCCUAAAGAAAAAAAACCAGCAGCCCGCUGGUUUUCCAAAGGCAUAAAGCAGCGAGUGCACAAGGUGACUGAGGUGGAUGGGAACAUCUUUGUGACGCUGUCUGAAGUUCCCGGGUGGAUUGAGUCAGACUAUUACCAGACUGAAAAGGGCAGAGAAGAGCUGAAGAAAGCGAAGGAUUCAGACAAGGCUGAUGGAUCAAAAUGCUAAAUACCUGGCAGAACCUGAGGCGAGCCACAGAAUGCACUGGGAAACUGAAUAUUUAAGUAUUAAUGCUGAGCGUGAUUUAAAAAAAGAAAACAAAAGAAGGCAAUUCGUUUUCAACAGCUGUUGCCUUUUGCACAUUCUGUGUACAGUAUAUGUCCAAAAGUUUGUAGACACCUACUCAUCUAAAGUUAUGGUGAAAUCAAGAGUAUUAAAGGGCCCAUAUCUGGUUUUUACAUUUUCCUCUGAAGUCCACUUAUAUAAGUUUGUGUUCAGUCAGAAUUCAUUUUUACAUUAUUUUCCAGCCUCUCUGUUAAAAUUAAACAGACUUUUUUUUUGUUAUUGAGCUUUUAAGGCUCAUGUAUGUAAAUGGGCUCUGUUCUGAUUGGCUGCCCUGUAUUGUGCCUCUUAAAAAAAGCAGUCUGAGCUGAAACAUUUGUUGUAACUUCUGCAUGAAUGGGUGGAGC
Colossoma macropomum (tambaqui) is the source of this 1279-nucleotide messenger RNA. RefSeq names its product Rieske (Fe-S) domain containing (gene rfesd). Gene Ontology annotation, molecular function: 2 iron, 2 sulfur cluster binding. The record is from RefSeq and is a predicted model, not a curated record. NCBI's taxonomy places the organism in Eukaryota, Metazoa, Chordata, Actinopteri, Characiformes, Serrasalmidae.